AUGAAUCCCGGAGAGUUCCCCAACCCGGGCGCGGGGCCUGGCCGGCCAGCCCCGAACAACGCGAUGAGGAUGAAUGCAAACAUGCAGGUCCCAAAGAACGACAGUGUGCAAUCCAUGAUGACCUGGGUUGCGCAAAUGUUGCAAAACCAGGGACCAUAUGGAGGUUGGAAGUCAGAGGUUCUAAUCAAGACUCGGGCGACGAAUGUUUAUCAAAUGAUUACCUCCCUCCGUUUGAUCCAACCUCGCAUCGAUCUCCACCAGGCGGCCCAGGCGGCCAUGAGUUUCGAAUUAAAAGCAUUCACCAAAGCCAACGAGAUGAUUGAAUAUGAGAAGGAAUGCACCGAAAAGCUUCGUCACAUUCGAAACACCCGCGAGAGACAGGCCGCGGUCGCUUACCAAAGUGGAAUGAUGCCCCAGACGGGCGCUGGACAAAAUCAGAUCCCAGGCGCUUUUCCGCAGCACAUCAAUCAGAGCAUGCAGGCGUCCCCGGUCUCUGGCCAACAACAGAUGGCAAUGGGAAUGAAUGGGCAGAACCAGGCAGCCAUGCAGCAGCGACAGCAACAGCAGUCACAGGCGAUGCUCCAGCAGCAGCAACAACAGCAACAGCAGCAACAACGGCCUCAACAGCGCCCUGGCAAUGGUAUUCCCAUGGUCGAUGACCUCAGUACGCUUUCCGCCCAGGAUCUUGACCACGUCUCUCGACUCGCAAAUGAGAUGUUGAAUAAAACCAGCCCGGAAGAUAUGGAGAAAAUCAAGUUGAAUUUGUCGAACAUGACACCCGAGCAGCGGCAAUAUUUGGCACGGCAAAACCUUGAGCCAAUGACCUAUUUUUUCCGCUCUCAGGCACUCAACCAGAUCAGACGUCAUCGUCGCGCUCGUCUGGAAAUGGGGGGACGCGCGCCAAAUGCCGGGGUUGAUGCGAAUGGCAACAUGAUGGGCGAUCCCAUGAUGAAUUCUCAGCACCAGCGCCAAAUGCUUCAGAAUAUGCUAAACCUUCAACGCAACUCUGCAUUUCCUGGAAAUCCUGGCCAGACAAUAGAACCUCCGAACUUCAUUGGCAAUGUGGAAAACAUCCAAGGCCAGCAAGCAGAUGGCUUGCGCUCACAGGAGGCUGGUCAGCUAGUCGUUCCUGCAAGCUCUUCCCAAAUGAACCAGGCUCCAUUUCCGAACAAUAACAAUAAUAUGUUCCCACAGCAGAUGGGUCAGAAUGGCCAGGCGAAUAUGAACGCCAAUAAUCCAAACGCCCAGGCUCAGUUCCUUGCCCAGCAGCAUCUGCAGGGUGGGUCCAACACCCCCCAGGAUCGAAUGCAGUUCCAGGCACAACAGCGUGCACAGGCGGCCCAGAAGGCUCAGAUGGCGAUGUCAGCUCAUGGUGGCCAAGUGACCCCUCAAUCACAACCGCAACUAAACGGGCAGAGCCCCGUUAUGCCAAUGCUGAAUCAACCCAUGGCUCCGGGGCAAAUGUCUCCAGUCCAAGUGCCCGCUCAAGCCCGACCACCGUCCCGACUUGCGAAUAUGGGCCAGCAUCCGGCUGGCGUUGCAGGACAGGCUGGCAUGCAAGGUCCGCCCCAAAUCCCCUCCAACAUCCCGCCUCACAUUCAGGAACAACUUGCUCGCAUGCCCCCUGAACAGGCCCGGGCCUUUAUCAUGCAACAACGUCGUGCCGCUCUCAACAACAUGGCUCGAGCCAACCCCGGCCAGCAGCCACAACCCCAGCCAGGCCAGGCCCAAACAAUGAUGAAUAACCAGAUGGGUAACGCCAUCAUGAGAGGCUCUAUGAGUGCCCCACAGGAUUUGAACUCGGGCGGAAUACCCCAAGGCCAGCAAAUGUCUGUGCAGCAACGCCAAAAACGCCAGGGUGAGCUCUUCAAGCUCCAAUUGCUGCGGCAGCAGAACAACGGCGUGGAAAUGACCCCUGAGCAGGGCAAACAAAUGGACCGCGUGUCUUUCCCACCGUCUAUUCUGAACAUGAAUGGCACCUCGAUGCAAGUUCCUAGCAACGUCAAAUCGUGGGGCCAACUCAAGCAAUGGGCAAAUUCUAACCCUCAAAUCGCAAGCCCCAACGACCUCCCGCGCCUCAUGAUGCUACAGAAACUUCAUCUUGGUCAACUGAUUUCAGCCUCCACAAAUCAAGUCAGAGACCAAAAUGGCCAGGGUCCAGCGGCAACUCCAUUCCAGAGCACCCAAGCCCCAUUUAUGAACGCGCCAGGCUUCCCUCCUGGUCAACAACCCACUGCUGCCAAUAUGCAAGCAAUGCGGCAAAUUUCCGCCCAGGACAUCCAAAUGGCUCGUCAAAAGCUUGGACCCCAGGCCUCAAACUUGACUGACGAGCAAAUUCAAAAACUUCUGUACCAAAACCGCCAGAAGCAGAUGAUGCAGGCUGCACAGAACCGAGCAAUGCAACUUGAAGGAAAUGCGCAGCCUGGCCAGCUAAGUCAACCGGCGGCCCAACCUCCGGCUCCUGCAGCACAGCCUGUCUCGCAGAUCAAGUCGCAGCAUCCCCUGCCCCCGCAAUCGACCACUCAAGCGGCGAACGCAAAGACCCAAACCGGAACCACGGCGGUCAAAGGUGCUAAAGGUGCCACUGGGAAGCAGCCCUCAAAGAAGAGAACUAGUGCCGAUGAUACCACAGAAGGCCGGGCCACAGCUACACCGCAGAUGAGCCAGCCUGUGGCUGUCCCGGGGGCCCCGGGCACGGCCCCUCAACGGCCAGGUCUCCCCUUCACACAGGAGCAGCUUGCACAGAUGACUCCUCAGCAACGAGCCCAGGUUGAAGCACACAUGCGGAGGCAACAGUCCCAUAGUCGCGGUCAGGUACUCAGCAGAGCUGCCGCCGAGGAGGCGUGGAAUAGGAAUCUGCCACCACAGGUUAUGGAAGUCUAUAAUGACAUCGCCAAGAACGCUCCACCCGCGAAACCCAUGCCUGUCUCGCCAGAGCAGAAAGCCGCCAUGACCAAACAACUACGUGAAGCCUUGGAUGUUCUCGGUCGCUUGGAUGCCCUUGUACAAUGGUUUGCAAAGAUGCAAGGGCAGGAGAAGAAUGUGAAGAAUCUCCUCGCCAUGCGUAUCCAAUUGAUGAGACAGUUCAAGCCCUCGCAGGAUUGGGUUGUGAAUGAACAUUUCACAGUCACUCCAGAUUAUCUUAAUGGCGCCAUCCUUUUUAUGCGAAAGUUGUUCGCGGUGAUGAUUUCCCGCAUACAACAAGGUCAGCGCCCUAGCGUAUCCCAACCUCCUGGCUCCAACGCCCAAGCAAUGCAAGGCAACAUGCCAGCACUGAACGCAGCCAACCUGCAGCAUUUGCAGGCACAGGAAGAAGCUCUACAACGAGCCCGACGUGCCUCUAGCCAGUCUGUCGUAAAUGUUCCAGCUGCACCUUUCGCGGCUCCAUCUCCCAGGGGGGUCCCUCAGUAUGCCCCAGGCGGGCUUGCCCCAGAGAAUCUCAAACUGCCACCUCCCAAAAAACGGAAGCAGUCUCAUGGCGUGGCAUCAUCCCCGAUCCAAGCAACUGCAGCUCCUGGCGCUGCAGCAAAAUACAAUAAAGCGGUGGCGGAUGCCACAUCCAAUGCUGCAGCCAUGGCAGGUGCCUUCAAAUGCAGUGUGGCUGAGUGUCCACACCAUUACCAAGGAUUCCCUACACAAGCCGUCUUGGACAAACACGUCGAAGAAAGCCAUCAACCGGAGGAGGAAGAAAUAGUCGAGGAUUACUUGAAAUAUUACCAUGAAAGCAUCUCGAUGGGUCUUGGAUUGAAUCCCAAUGAUGAUCCCGAAGCCCCGCAGAUGGACACACUCGGUCCAGUGCCAUCUACCAAGAUCAGUGAAGCAGCUUCACCCGCGAAACAAAAUGUCGCCACCUCUCUGAUUGCCAACAACACUCCUAUGGCCAGGGUCAAUAGCCAAUUGGGAGCUAAGACCGCGUCUCCUGCUGCAUCAACCCAGCUGCUCACUCCGCAGUUGUCGUCCACCAAGGGACCGAAGCCUGCCGGUAAGGAUGGAAAGAAGGAUGUCGUCAAACUGGAGGAUAGCGACACGAAGGAUCCGUGGGCGGAGUGUCCCACCUGUCUUGACACAAUUCACGAUACCUUUUCAAACCUCGCGAGCAAGGAUCUGCCUCACCUGGGUUAUGAUUCGCUCGAGGAUUUCGACAUUAGUGAAGCCACUCCGGUGGAUGAUGAUUGGGCUGCCUUUGCCAGUCUGACUCCUCCAGAUGAGGCUGAGGAGGCUGCUUUCUUAGAGAAGUUUUAUGAGCCUUGGGACGACGAGUCUAUUGCAUUGGCUGCAGCGAGAAUUCGCAUCCCGCCUGAGAUCCAGGUCAAGGGCAAAGGGCCUAUGGGUCAACUUGAGGUUGAUUGGGAUGCUGUUGCGCGCUACGAGAGGGAAGGUAUCCCCAUUCACAAGAUGGCAAAUAAUGCCCUCAUUCCAUUCCUGGUCACGAUGAUGCUCGUGACCGGAGUAUGCAACACCAUUCUCAAUAAGUAUCAGGAUAUGCAAUGUGUGCGAAACUGCGAUUCUCCAGAUCCCAGUCAGCGGAAGCUAUUCGAGCAGCCGGUCAUUCAAACCCUGAAACACAGCGCCGUAAUGUUUAUCGGUGAAAUGGGCUGUUGGCUAGUUAUCGGCUUAACCUUCCUCUACCGCCAAUACAUCGCACCACGUCUAUCCAGUGACCCCUCACCCCUCCUAACUGGCGGAUAUCACCCGAUCAACGGCGACGACGAAGGCAUCGACGAAGAUGAUCAGACGGUUGAUGAACUGGAUGGCGACAGCAGACACCCUAAGCCCCUGCAUAAAGAUGAAGGCCGUAUCCCACUCCGUGGAUGGAAGAUCCUACUUCUUGCAGCGCCGUCGAGCUGCGAUAUCGCUGGCACAACCCUCAUGAAUGUGGGUCUCCUCUUUGUGGCAGCCAGUAUCUACCAGAUGACCCGGGGUGCGCUUGUCCUUUUCGUAGGCCUGUUCAGUGUCCUCUUCCUCCGCCGCCGGCUCCACUUAUACCAGUGGAGCGCCCUCUUCAUUGUCGUUCUAGGUGUGGCUAUUGUGGGUCUUUCUGGAGCUCUAUUCAGCGGUGAGCCGGGCCACGAUAUCAACCAGAAUAACGUCGCUCGCACCCCCGAGGCUGUCCAGGCUAUAAUUGGUGUGCUGCUUAUUGCUGCAGCGCAGAUCUUCACAGCCACACAGUUUGUGCUAGAGGAAUGGAUUCUGGAGAAUUACGCCAUGGAUCCGAUCCAGGUCGUGGGGUGGGAAGGCGUGUUCGGUUUUUUGGUUACUUCCGUCGGCAUCGUAAUCAUGUAUCUUAUUGUUGGACGCACCGAUGCCGGCCGAUAUGGCUACUUCGAUAUCAAGGAGGGAUUGCACCAGGUUUUCGAUAACCGUGCUGUCGCCAUAUCCAGCUUGUUUAUCAUGCUCAGUAUCGGUGGCUUUAACUUCUUCGGUCUGUCUGUCACCCGCACUGUAUCCGCUACCUCUCGUAGCACAAUCGACACCUGCCGCACGCUCUUCAUCUGGAUUGUUUCACUUGGACUCGGCUGGGAGACUUUCAAAUGGCUCCAAGUUGUCGGAUUCGCGCUUCUUGUCUAUGGAACUUUCUUGUUCAAUGACAUCGUCCGUCCUCCGCUCAAGGCUUGUUUGCCCCAUGACCGCAGAGAGGGAGAGGUGUUGCUCCCUGAAGGUCCCAUUGAGCACAUUUGA
Molecule: messenger RNA, 5679 nt
Organism: Penicillium griseofulvum
Lineage: Eukaryota; Fungi; Ascomycota; Eurotiomycetes; Eurotiales; Aspergillaceae
Exons: 7
Coding region: 1-5679 (1892 amino acids)
Biological process (GO): pyrimidine nucleotide-sugar transmembrane transport; regulation of transcription by RNA polymerase II
Cellular component (GO): intracellular membrane-bounded organelle; Golgi membrane; mediator complex
Molecular function (GO): pyrimidine nucleotide-sugar transmembrane transporter activity; transcription coregulator activity
Source: RefSeq, a predicted model, not a curated record